Messenger RNA from Penicillium nucicola, 1836 nucleotides. Its product is annotated as fungal specific transcription factor domain-containing protein. The transcript is spliced from 5 exons. NCBI's taxonomy places the organism in Eukaryota, Fungi, Ascomycota, Eurotiomycetes, Eurotiales, Aspergillaceae. Gene Ontology annotation, biological process: DNA-templated transcription. The coding region runs from base 1 to 1836 and encodes 611 amino acids. Gene Ontology annotation, molecular function: DNA binding; zinc ion binding. The record is from RefSeq and is a predicted model, not a curated record.
AUGAGCAUCAGUGAGGCCUUAAACAACAGAUCGUCAGAGCGACCAAGCGGCAAACAGAAGCGGCCUAUUAUAUAUGAACUACACGAUACAGCUCAAUUUGUCCCACCACCAAGUAAACGCCGGAAGUCACAGAGCGUGUUACAGCAAAAGAAUCACCAUGAGACACAUUCCCCGGGGUCAACACAUCACGCCAGCGAAGCUAGAGAACAUAUUGAGCACGAGCUCCAACGCAAUCCAGCUCUCUCGAAAGACCGACGAACUGCACUCGAAUCAGCACAGAAGUUUGUCGGCCAACUAUCAAACCCCACCCUACACUGGGAAGAGACAUGUGUAAUGGAUGAGAUGGCCAUUGAAGAAAACUUGGAAGAUCCAAUACUCACCCCGGAGCUGCUUUACAUGAUGCUACCAGGGCCUGACAAGCAGACCACCUCUCAAGGAACAGUUUUAUGGCCAGAUCACAUCUCCGAUAGAAUCUUGGAAAGAAUGGGACUUGCCAUCAUUGAGGGAAGCGAAUGUGAGCAAGUACUUCAACAUUAUAAGAUCAAUGUCUGGGUCAAGGCUAUGGGCGUAAUAUCGAAAAUGGCCCCGUUGAUCGCGAGCGAGCCACUGAGAAUGCAUUUUCGAAAAUUGAAAAAGAGAUAUGAGGUAGCAGCCCUGGAAUUGCUAAAUCAGAUUCCUCUGGCGGCUGCACCGAGCCUUCUUUUGCUUCAGUCUUUGAUGUCUGCGACACGCUUAAUGCAGUAUCUGGGAAAUAUGUCACGUUGCUGGACCUUCACAGCAUUGGCUUCUCGUGUUAUCGUCUCUCUGAACUAUCAUAAUAUCACCGAUCCCAACCCGCGAAGCGAAAUUGAAGAAAGCGUCCAUGCCUGUGUUUACACAUGCUACUAUUUCGACAAGACUCUCAGCUUGCUACUACUUCGGCCGCCAUCUUUGCCAGAUCUCAAAGUCAAAGCAACGGAUCUCAUACACAUUGAUCCGGACCUACCGACAUUCACUAUCAUGACAGGCAUAGUUGAGUAUGCCGAGGUAAAGCACACCUUGUUGGGUAUACUUCUUGAUACCAAGGCAAAAGAGGAUAAUGAUAAAGCCAAAAUACUGUCCGACCUGUUUCGCCAACUCCAAGAACAGGAUUUCCCACAAUCAUGGGGCAGCCUACGCCGCGAAUGGUUAUCAAUGGACUUUAACUACUACUCGGUAUUAACAACAAUCAUUCAAGCGCGCUCAUCGGUGCUCAAGUCCCGCCUGGUGUGCGAGAACUGUCUAUACACAGCCCGAGAAUCUCUGACUACCCUGCGAGCUCUACAGGAGGCAUUUUCAAGCCAGGUCAAUUCUAUUGACUCGUAUCCUUAUUUCCUUACUUGGACAAUGUUACUAUUCCCCCUGGCACCCUUCUUUGUCCUAUUUUGCAACGUAAUCGCUACCUCAAACGAGAAGGACUUCACAAUGAUCAAGACUAUAACCGAUGAUCUACACCAAUUUGCCGAGGCGAAUGCGUCUAUUGGAAAGCUGUAUAAGCUUUUUGCCAAGUUCCUAGAUUUAUGUGCGCCACUUAUCAAAAGAAAUCUGGAACGCGCUCGCACCGAGCAGCCGCCUGUUGCGGAAAAUGGGGCUGGCAUGUCCGAGGGACACCAGGUUGAGACACAGGAUGAGGCUUUUGGUCGUGCUGCUGCUGAGGCUAUGGUUGAUCUUCAGUCUGCUCAUGUGUCCGGGGUGCAAUCUCAAGCGCCGAGGUCUGAGGGGUGGGAUGAUAGUCUUGUUUGGGAAUUGUUCAAUAAUCAGCCUUCAUUGGGAUGGGCGGAGUCGGAGCUAUGGGAUGUUAUGGCGCAGUUUGAUUAA